AUGGCGUCGCUGGGCGUAUACGUCCUUACCUUUAAUUGCGCCCGGAAUUUGAUCCAGCACGACUCAUUCGCAGCCCACCUCUUCAGAGUCCUCCCCAAAACAUGGCCUCAGUCCAGGGAGCUGCCCGAGAUUCUUGUCUUAUCACUACAGGAAAUUGCACCGAUCGCCUACGCAUUUCUCGGGGGCUCGUUCCUAGAUCCGUACUUCCAUGCCUUUCGUUGUUCCGUGAGCAUUGCAGCUGGGGAACAGCGCUACGAGAAUGUCAUAACAAAAAAUGCGGGAACGACUGCUGUUAUGGUCUUUGUGCGCGAAGAUGUCACUGAGAAUAUUGCCUGGGUCAAGACCGCAGAAGUUGGAGUUGGAGUAAUGGAAAUUGGGAAUAAGGGAGCUGCUGCAGCACAAAUUAGCUACCGCAUUAGAGAAGGCACGGUUGACCUAACCUUCGUUGCUGUGCAUCUUGCCCCAAACGAGUGGGCCGUAGACAGGAGGAACGAAGAUUGGAAGAACAUUGCCCAAAAACUUGUAUUCUCGAAGGUGGACCGUGGGGAGAAUCCUCAGGUUCACGACGAAAGAAAUGAAGAGGAUGUUCCACUUCUCCAAACCCAAUCGUCUGAUGCGAAUGGUGAAAUUGGCCUUUAUUGUCCCAGCUCAUACCUUUUUGUCGCUGGGGAUUUGAAUUAUCGGACAUCAUUAACCCGUCCGGGGCCAAAAGACUAUGAAAGGUUCCCUCGACCCACGGAAGAUAUUGACAGUCCUCAUCACUUCUCGCAUUUACUUGCGAAAGACCAAUUGACCAAGGAGCUCCAGGAGCAGGGGGUGUUGUACACUUUGUCUGAAGCACCCAUCACGUUUUUGCCCACGUAUAAGAUUGUCGUUCCAACCCAUCAGGAAGCUUCGUUAGGAUCAUUUGGGGCAUGGACAUGGGCGAAGAAGCGCUGGCCGAGUUGGUGCGAUCGAGUUCUCUAUCGGGGGAUUCCGUCAUCCACAACGUCGGGAGAUGGUGGCAUUGAGGCCCAGGGAUACGAUGCGUUACCGAUAUUGCAAACAUCAGACCACCGUGCUGUUGCCCUUUCUGCCUCGGUCCCUCUCAAGCCUACAUUGGCUCCCCCCGUCUUCAUACCUCCUUUUGAAAUUGACCCAAACUGGGAAAACAAAAGACUCGCUGCAAAGCGCAAGGAGGUCAUCGUGGGUGUAGUAGCCUACCUAGGCCUUACAUGGCAAGGAAAUGGGCUACUUCUGAGCACUGCCCUCAUUUUAGUCGGAGCUUACUUUUCCCUGCAGUUAUUUCGUGCAGGAUGA
Messenger RNA from Histoplasma capsulatum G186AR, 1299 nucleotides. RefSeq lists its product as uncharacterized. The transcript has a single exon. Lineage: Eukaryota; Fungi; Ascomycota; Eurotiomycetes; Onygenales; Ajellomycetaceae. The record is from RefSeq and is a predicted model, not a curated record. Gene Ontology annotation, biological process: phosphatidylinositol dephosphorylation. Bases 1 to 1299 code for a protein of 432 amino acids. Gene Ontology annotation, molecular function: phosphatidylinositol-4,5-bisphosphate 5-phosphatase activity.